AUGAGUAAUUUAUACAGAAUGAUGGUUCUUCUGGAAGAACCAAUGGAAGAAGACAUUACCAUUUCUGAUUCGAAAGAAGAGAAGAAAGUAAUGCAUGAAUUUAUGGAUGAGUUGACAUUACCUUUUCAAAUUGAUGAAAUUGAUCUACUGAAUAAAUGGUUUGAUAAGUUUGAUGAUGAAAUAUGUAUACCGAAUGAAGGCCACAUUAAAUAUGAGAUUACAAGUGAUGGUCUUAUUGUGCUGAUUCUGGAUAAAGAGCUAGGGGAAGAAUUUGUAGGUAAGGUAAAAACAUUUGUCGAGCAAAACAAUGUCGAAGAUGAAGAUGAGGAAGAUGCUUGA
Molecule: messenger RNA, 339 nt
Organism: Nakaseomyces glabratus
Lineage: Eukaryota; Fungi; Ascomycota; Saccharomycetes; Saccharomycetales; Saccharomycetaceae
Source: RefSeq, a predicted model, not a curated record